Molecule: messenger RNA, 2050 nt
Organism: Scleropages formosus (Asian bonytongue)
Lineage: Eukaryota; Metazoa; Chordata; Actinopteri; Osteoglossiformes; Osteoglossidae
Gene: eif4a1b
Product: eukaryotic translation initiation factor 4A1B
Exons: 11
Coding region: 58-1278 (406 amino acids)
Molecular function (GO): RNA helicase activity; ATP binding; nucleic acid binding
Source: RefSeq, a predicted model, not a curated record
GUCAGAUGACGUUGAGAUAUAUCACACUUUUUCGCAGCACUCGAUCCCUUUGUGAUAAUGUCGGCUGAUUAUGAAGAGAGGUGUCGAGAGAAUGGCCCCGAGGGCAUGGAGCCGGACGGGAUCAUUGAGAGCAACUGGAACGAGAUCGUGGACAGCUUCGACGAGAUGGACCUGCGCGAGGCCCUCCUCAGGGGAAUCUAUGCCUAUGGUUUCGAGAAGCCGUCUGCAAUCCAGCAGAGAGCCAUUCUACCUUGUGUCAAGAGUUAUGAUGUCAUUGCACAGGCCCAGUCGGGCACUGGGAAGACUGCCACCUUCGCCAUCUCCAUCCUGCAGCGGAUCGAGAUCGAUAUGAGGGCAACUCAGGCCUUGGUCCUGGCCCCCACCAGGGAGCUGGCUCAGCAGAUACAGAAGGUGGUGCUUGCUCUCGGGGACUACAUGGGUGCCACUUGCCACGCCUGCAUCGGUGGCACCAACGUGCGCAAUGAAAUGCAGAGGCUGCAGGCAGAGGCUCCCCACAUCGUGGUGGGAACCCCAGGGCGCGUGUUUGACAUGCUCAACCGCAGGUAUCUCUCUCCAAAGCACAUUAUGAUGUUUGUUCUGGAUGAGGCUGAUGAGAUGCUGAGCCGGGGAUUCAAGGAUCAAAUCUAUGAGAUCUUCCAGAAGCUCAGCACCAGCGUACAGGUGGUGCUCUUGUCAGCUACGAUGCCACAGGAUGUGCUGGAGGUCACAAAGAAGUUCAUGCGUGAUCCCAUCCGCAUUCUGGUGAAGAAGGAGGAGCUCACCCUGGAGGGCAUCCGGCAGUUCUACAUCAACGUGGAGAAGGAGGAGUGGAAGCUGGACACCCUGUGCGACCUCUACGAGACCCUGACGAUCACCCAGGCUGUUAUAUUCAUCAAUACUCGCCGGAAAGUGGACUGGCUGACUGAGAAGAUGCACGCCAGGGACUUCACUGUCUCUGCCCUGCACGGUGACAUGGACCAGAAAGAGAGGGACCUGAUCAUGCGGGAGUUCCGUUCAGGAUCCAGCCGUGUCCUCAUCACCACCGACUUACUGGCCAGAGGUAUUGAUGUGCAGCAGGUGUCACUGGUGAUCAACUACGACCUGCCGACCAACCGAGAGAAUUACAUUCACAGGAUCGGACGAGGGGGCCGUUUCGGCAGAAAGGGGGUCGCUAUCAACAUGAUAACGGAGGAAGACAAGCGCACCCUGCGGGACAUCGAGACCUUCUAUAACACCACCGUGGAGGAGAUGCCCAUGAAUGUGGCUGACCUGAUCUAGAGCGCCCCCUAGUCUCCAUCAUCCGCUGGCCCCUUCACAUAUCAGUCUUUCACACUGUUUGACAGCAGCCGAAACGCCACAGAUUUCUUGAUUCACGUUCUCACUUCUCCUUCACCCUACUUCAGUGAUGUGCGUGACCGGAGUCUCCGAUAUGGAGACUCUUGCGCCCCUCACGGUUACCUUGUUCAUGUGCACCCUUUUAAUAAAAAUUGGGAAUGGUUCAGACACCUUGGUCCCAUCAUGCCUUCUCUGAACUGAUUGCUUCAAACCUCCCUUAAGGACAUUGAACAGUUUCUACCAGUCAAACUCCCACCUGUAUGGACAGUGGACUUUGGUGGCCCCUUUCAGGAUACCGAUGAGUAUAAAUUUUUCUUUCUGUUGAAAUUUAAAGGUGCUCAAAUGAUGGUUUUGAUGUUUUAAUGGUUUUCACACCUAAUGCUGGUGCUUGCAUUUUUAAACAGUGUCCCAGGUGAACUCCAGCUAAAUGUACUGUAUAGACACGGUGUUAAAGCAGAUGUUUUCUUUUUAGAAAUGAUGCCCUUCACUUAGUUCAUGGUUUCUGCUUUUUUUUUUUCCCCCCACUAGUUUUGGUUUGCUAUAUUGAAUUGAAUGUUACAUAUUUUUGUGCCAAAAUAUGCAGUGAACUAAAUCACACCAGUGGAUUCUUAUAGCAGUGGUGCAACACACUUUGUUUACAUUAUUUCAACAUGGUUUUAAUUUGCAAAUUGGGUUGAUGCACAGCUAUUGAUUAAAAAAAAAAAAAAAAAAAAAA